Molecule: messenger RNA, 1092 nt
Organism: Monoraphidium neglectum
Lineage: Eukaryota; Viridiplantae; Chlorophyta; Chlorophyceae; Sphaeropleales; Selenastraceae
Exons: 5
Coding region: 1-1092 (363 amino acids)
Source: RefSeq, a predicted model, not a curated record
AUGAUCGGGCUGAUCGGGGUGAUGGGUGGCGCUGCAGCACUGGAGAUCCGCAGGCUGCGGCACCACCGCGGCCAGGACGACAAGGACGGGCAGGUCAAGGAGCUGAAGAAGACCGUAGAGCAAUAUGCCAAAGAAUUAGAGCAAGAGCGCCGCGUUGCGGCGGCAGCGGCGGAGCGCGCCAAUGCGCUUGCCGCCGAGGCGGACGGGCUGCGGCGCGACACUGAUCACCUGCGGGGCGCGGCCGAGUCGCUGGGCAGGAACAAGGAGGAACUGGCUCAGCAGAAUGCGCAGCUGUUGCUAACCAACCUCAAGCUGAAGGACGAGUCGCAGCAGCUGGUAGAGGCCAAUCGCCUGCUAACGGAGAAGAUGACGGAGCUAAGCGCCGAGCGGGAAGCCGAAGCAGCGCAUUUUGCUGCAGAGCUUGCAGCACUGCGCGACCGCGUGGCGGGCGUGCUGCAGCGCAUGUUCAGCAGCGAGAUUGAUGAGGGCGCCGCUGUCGAGGCACUGCGGGAGUUGGGCUGUGAGGUGACCUUCGUGCCCGACACAACAGCAAGGACAGAGCAGUCUCAUACCAGUGCCAGCCAGCGUGCCAUGCAGGCCACCCUCAACAUUUCUGGCGCUAGCAGCACUUCCGGGGCCAGCACACCACGCUUCACGCUGUCAUGGCUGGGCGGCGCCCCAGAGAGCACAGGGUUGGGCACUAGCAGCGCAAAUGCUGCCGUGCAGCAGCAGGGAGUUGAGCAGCAGUUGGUCAAGAUUGCUCAGGCCAAAGCUGCCAGCGACGUUCCUCGGGGCGGUGGGGACAAUUGCAAGGACGAAAACGUCACGUCGGGCGGCAGCCUGGGCAAGUCUGUCAACAGGAGCAAUGGAUGCGUCGAGCAGGGCGGCAACCUGGUGUUUGCAUCCCAGGCCAAGGGCACGUCAACAAAGUCGCGCCUAGGCCUCAGUCUGACAGAUGCCUCCGGCAUAUUCGGGAGCAGCAAGAAGGGCGCAAGCGUGUCAAGCGGUCGCUUCGAUCAGGCGAUGGUUGCUGGGCAAGAGGACACCGGCAGCGAUCUGAGCGGGUCAAAGGACCUGGUGGCGCGCAAGUGA